This is a messenger RNA of Colletotrichum truncatum, 126 nucleotides long. The record is from RefSeq and is a predicted model, not a curated record. NCBI's taxonomy places the organism in Eukaryota, Fungi, Ascomycota, Sordariomycetes, Glomerellales, Glomerellaceae.
AUGAGUCGAUUUUCCCCCUUGACCAAUUUGUCAGAGUAUAAGGGGCAGUCCGCCCUGCGCAGCUCAUGCGCCAUUUCCUACUUCAUCACAGCACGACAAAAGGAUUUUCGCCGUCGACAAGAUUAA